GGAGACAUGAAACUCCCUGAAUAUCGUCAGAAGUUCACCAAACUUGCAAACUUUGCGCCAACCUUGGUGAGUACCCCAACCGAUCGCAUUGAGGAGUUCAGGAAGAAACUUCGACCUGACCUCAGGUCACGUGUGUCCGUCCUUACCACCGUGGAUUUUGCAAAGGCCUACGAGAUCAUAGCUAGGGCAGAUAGUGACCUGAGUGCUUGCAUAGAGUAUUUAAAGGCAAACAAUGCUGGCUCAAGCACUCACCGUCCCACUAGCUCUGCCUCAAAAGGAAAAAGGCCCUUCCAAGAAUCUAGCAGUUCACACUUCUCAAAGAAAGGGAAAUCGGCACAGAAGCACUCCGUGGCGUCGGAAAGCAAAUCAAAAGGGUGGAAACACCCAUUGUGUGAUACGUGUGGGAGACAUCAUCCAGGCGAGUGUUGGUUUGCCCAAGGGUUAUGUCUAGGUUGCGGUAAAUCAGGACAUUUUCGAAAGGAUUGCCCCACUAAUCCUGGCAAACCAUUUUCAACGGCCCUAGUUGUUAGCCAAUCAGCCUCAGCACGACCUGCGCCAAGUCAGCGAUCGACGGCGGGAUCUAAUCAGGCCAAGAACCAGGGUCAACAACAAGGACGAGCUCCUGCUCGUACUUAUGCAAUGAAGGCUCGAGCUGAGGAAAACCCUGACGUCAUUCAGGGUAUGUUUUCCUUAUUCGAUACUAUCAUGCAUGUGUUGAUAGAUCCUGGAUCAACAUUAUCUUAUAUCUGCGUGCCUAUGCCUGAAAAAGCUGACAUAAUGAAAGAACAAUUAAAACAACCUAUACUGGUGUCAAACCCGUUAGGGCAUAGUAUGAGGUUAGAUCAUGUAUAUCAAGAUUGUCCGGUGAUUGUUGAAGGACAACGAUUCUCUGCCAACCUUGUUGAAUUACCGUAUAAGGAAUUUGACAUCAUUCUCGGAAUGGAUUGGCUCACUGAGCACCAAGCAGUUAUCGAUUGCCGACAACGAACGAUUCAACUAGAAUCUAGAGAGGGAAAAUCCAUAAAGGUGAAAGAGGAGCUAACACCUAGAUCUACUGAAUUGAUCUCAUACAUACACGCCAGACGUCUCAUUCGAAAGAGAUGUGAAGCUUAUCUGUGUAACGUACGUGACACACAAAAGGAAACUCCUGAGUUGAAAGACAUACUGACA
Cuscuta campestris is the source of this 1170-nucleotide messenger RNA. NCBI's taxonomy places the organism in Eukaryota, Viridiplantae, Streptophyta, Magnoliopsida, Solanales, Convolvulaceae. The record is from the annotation of a GenBank genome assembly.